AUGGAGAAAGGCGGGGGAGCAGGAGGGUUCUGGCAUCAGAGGGCAGAGGCCAGGGGUGCAGGUCUGAGGAGCACCAGGUACCAGCUGCUUCACCGCUCGCCCGGCCGGCUCGCCAUCCGCGUGGCCCGCGUGACGGCCCAGGACGAAGGCGUGUACAAGUGCCUGCACUACGGGCGCGCCGUGAGCACACAGCGGGUGCGCGUGGUCGUCCUGGCAACUCCUUUCAAGUCAACCCUGGAAGCUUCAGUCAUCAGAAUGCCAAAUAGAGAAGAACAAGUUAUACUUAAAUGCUCCACCGUGAGAAGCAAGCCCCCUCCCCAGAUCACUUGGCUGUUAGGGAACCACACGGAGCUCCAUGGUGAAACCUACCAUGAAUUUGAAGGUGACGGGAAGAAAUGCAACAGCAGCAGCACACUCCGAGUGAGCGCCGACGGCAGAAACUCCACCGUGGGCUGCGUGAUCCGGCACAGGGGCCUCCGAGGACGAAGGCUGGUAGCCUCCUUCCGCUUGGAAGAUCUGGUUACUGAUCCAAAGACAGCUCCAGAGGCCCCUGGGAAGAGCUCUGCACCCUCUCAAGACGCCCAGCAGUCCACCAGCACCGUUGCAGGAACGGAGGGUUUUAGUACAACAGAGAUUGACAAGGGAGAGGAAGGACGAGCCACUCAAGACCCGGAUUUGACCACUGGCGCAAGUCCGCAGCACAUGGGGUUGGCAAGGAGGAAGAGCGGCAUCCUGCUGCUCACCCUGGUGUCCUUCCUCAUAGUCACCCUCUUCAUCGUCGUCCAGCUCUUCAUAAUGAAGCUCCGCAAGGCGCACGUGAUAUGGAAAAAGGAAAAUGAAAUUUCAGAACACACUCUAGAAAGUUACAGAUCAAGGUCAAAUAAUGAAGAAACAUCAUCCCAGGAGAAAUAUGGCCAAACUUCCCGUUCGAAGAGCUGCAUGGACUACAUCACACAGCUGUACUCAGAAGCAAAAACACACAGGAAGAAAAACACCCAACAUACAAAAUUAAAAGGAAAGCAGGCCUGGAUACCAGAGAGCAUUGUGUAG
This is a messenger RNA of Miniopterus natalensis, 1050 nucleotides long. Lineage: Eukaryota; Metazoa; Chordata; Mammalia; Chiroptera; Miniopteridae. The record is from RefSeq and is a predicted model, not a curated record.